Messenger RNA from Erigeron canadensis, 747 nucleotides. RefSeq names its product putative GEM-like protein 8. The transcript is spliced from 3 exons. Lineage: Eukaryota; Viridiplantae; Streptophyta; Magnoliopsida; Asterales; Asteraceae. The record is from RefSeq and is a predicted model, not a curated record. Bases 53 to 616 code for a protein of 187 amino acids.
CAUUAGACAAUCUAAAGCAGGCAGCUGAAUCACAGCAAACUAUCAUCAAAAUAUGGAUCAAAGAUUAUUAAACCAUGUAAUUGGAGUCCCUGUGGAAUCAACAAGGGGACUAUUAUCAUCUAAACCUUAUAAUCAACCCCAUUACCCUGUUGCUGCAACUCAUUGGGAGAGCAAUGGGAGUUUUGGACCCAAACUAAUUAAAAUCGUGAAGCAAAAGUUAAGUAACGGGGCUAGAAUUGUUCAAUUUGGCAGCCAAGGUAAAACCUUUAGGAAAAACUUCAGUAUCAAAGAGGGAGAGAAACUACUGCAGACUUCCCAAUGCUAUUUAUACACUACAGCAGGUGCCAUAGCAGGGCUCCUAUUUGUUUCUACAGAAAGAGUUGCAUUUUGCAGCAAUAAGUCCAUUAAAACAUAUUCUACGACAGGCGAGCUGCUAAAGUUUCAAUAUAAGGUCUCAAUCCCAUUAUCUAAGAUAAAAGGAGCACAUGAAAUCAAGAAUAUGAAGAGACCAUCUAACAACUAUGUGGAACUAGUGACCGUAGACGAUUUCAACUUCUGGUUUAUGGGCUUUGGAAAUUCUAAAAAGACGUUAAGAUACCUCCAUCCUGCGAACUGAAAUUUGAUCCUUGAUUUCAUCAAAUGUAAAUUCUUGUAGCUAAUUCCAUAUUUUGGUAAACUUCUCAUAUGAGAAAAAGGGUGUAUAUUGAAAUCUUAUUAUUUAAGUUGAUAUCUCAUUAUUCAAGAGUA